AUGUCGCGCUUCGGAGCGAAAAAGGGCAAUCGCGCGCCUGGCGCCGAAUUCACUUGGGAUACUGACCCGGGGGCGUGCCGGACACCGCUCCUACUCCCUUAUAUCCAGUACAUUCACACCUUCCCCCUUGAGCUUUCUCUCGUCUUCAUUCCCCAGGCAUUUGUUGUCCCGAAUGCGCGCAAGCUCUCCGAGAAAGAGCGAAGUGAAGUGAAUCACUACCGACACCUUCGCGAACGGUUUCACGAGGGACCUUACUACUCUGUCCUCGAUACCUCCUCCUCGUCGGCCAAGAAGGGCAGCGCGGCCCGCACCAACUUUGAUCCAUUCCACGGUAUGCCCUCAUAUUCCGGACGAUACCAGAAGAAGAGAAGAACGCUUCCUAAGAUCGCAAAUAUUGGUCGCGAGUAUGAAACACGAUACUUCCCCCGAGAGCUCUGGCCGACCAUUAUGCCCAACUUCCGCCCUAACGCUUCCAUCGAUGGCUUCCACGCCCAGACUGCCUUGUCAGGGAUGAAACGUGGGUUUGAGGAUGACGAGGAUGAAGAAGACGACGACGCUGCAAAGCGACGCGCCACCGGUGCCGACGAAGAUGAAGGAGAAGGAGACGCCGAUGAAGGCGAAUUGCUCGAAGGCGAUGAAGAGGCCGAGGAAGAAAUUGUCGAUGACGAUUUCGAAGAUGACGAAGACGAUAUGGGUGGUGAUUACAAUGCAGAACAGUACUUUGACGGUGGUGACGACGAAUUCGGCGACGACGGGUUCGGUGAUGGUGGAGGCGGCGGUGAUGAGGAUACCUACUGA
This is a messenger RNA of Penicillium subrubescens, 798 nucleotides long. RefSeq names its product DNA-directed RNA polymerase III subunit C31. The record is from RefSeq and is a predicted model, not a curated record. Gene Ontology annotation, biological process: transcription by RNA polymerase III. The transcript is spliced from 3 exons. Bases 1 to 798 code for a protein of 265 amino acids. NCBI's taxonomy places the organism in Eukaryota, Fungi, Ascomycota, Eurotiomycetes, Eurotiales, Aspergillaceae. Gene Ontology annotation, cellular component: RNA polymerase III complex.